Ictalurus furcatus (blue catfish) is the source of this 1890-nucleotide messenger RNA. RefSeq names its product fibroblast growth factor receptor substrate 3 (gene frs3). The coding region runs from base 1 to 1869 and encodes 622 amino acids. Gene Ontology annotation, biological process: cell surface receptor protein tyrosine kinase signaling pathway. Gene Ontology annotation, cellular component: cytoplasm. The transcript is spliced from 6 exons. The record is from RefSeq and is a predicted model, not a curated record. NCBI's taxonomy places the organism in Eukaryota, Metazoa, Chordata, Actinopteri, Siluriformes, Ictaluridae.
AUGGGGAGCUGUUGGAGCUGUCUAUACAGAGACGCCAUUCAAGACAACCACCCCACCAAAUUCAAGGUGACAAAUGUGGAUGAUGAAGGGAACGAGCUGGGAUCGGGGACUAUGGAGCUCACCCAAACCGAGCUCAUUCUGCACACCCGAAAGCGUGACGCCAUCCGGUGGCCGUACCUCUGCCUGCGCCGUUACGGAUACGAUUCCAACUUGUUCUCCUUCGAGAGCGGGAGACGCUGUCAGACAGGACAGGGGAUCUUUGCAUUUAAGUGCUCUAGGGCAGAAGAGAUCUUUAACCUGCUGCAGGAGCUGAUGCAGUGCAACAGUAUUAACGUGGUGGAGGAGCCCAUGAUCAUGACCCGGCCUGGCCACACGCCUGAGAUGGAGAUGCCCCGAACCCCUCAAACACCCAACACUCCCGGGUUCCCAGUGCAGACGUUUCCUAACGGAUACCCUGGAUACCCUAUAAGUGCAGAAUCGUCACAGCCCUCCCUUACCGAUGACCACAGACACAGCCUCAUGGGGAUGGAUGACCAGACACACACGUAUGUGAAUACGGUUAGUAUGGAGAGUGAGCUUUCGAGCCGCCACUGUGUCCGAUCCCUUCCCGAGGUUCGGCCCCCCGCCUUCACCGAGGCGUCCACUAAACCUGGCCAACCCGGCAUGCACUGCUGUGGCAUGGACGACUCUCACAAGGACCCUCAGCUCUUCCUCCAGCCAGGGACUCAGGAGGUGAAGUUCAUGCUGGGGCCAACGCCUGCACAGCGACACCUGAUGGAGCGAGAGCGGGAGCGAGAGCGAGACCGAGACCGGCACUCCUCUCACCCUCUCCGAGCGCCUGACGGCAGCUCCGAAACCGAGGGAGAAGAGGCUCCUCCCCUUCACAUGUGCAACACACAUGCCUACCACCAUUACCACCAUCAUCUGCACCGGCACUCCAGCAUGGAGCCUUGUCCGGGAAGCCAGCUAACAUAUGAGAACAUUAACGGUCUUAGAGGGCCACGCAGGCAGAGGCUAAGCCCCAGCAGUGCCUCCCAGUCGCAGUCUGUGGGCUCAAGCAGCAGCAGCAGCACAGCUGGAGAAACACACCCACAUACACACCCACACUCCCUGGCACUCUCGCACACACAUGCGUCCCCAUUGCCUCCGCAGGGCUACAGCGGGGGUCAUCGCCGCUCUGCGCUGCUCAACUACGAGAACCUUCCGUCACUGCCACCGGUGUGGGAGUACCGUGCUCUUCAGCAUGAUGAAGAAGAGGAGCAGGAUGAAGAUGAGGAAGAUGAUGAGUACGAGGAGGAAGAAGAGGAGGACUUUGAUGAGUAUGAAUAUUCAGAGGGGCCAGGAACACCGAAUGGAUAUCAUCAGGAAAGUGGUGGCAGCGGUGGGAUUCAUCGCGAUGCUCUGCAGAACUACGUCAACACAGAACAGAUUCCGCCUCCCACCCAUCUGCAUCAUGCGUGCCCUCCUCAUCCUCAGCCCUCCGAGAGGGGUGGCCGAGUUUUCAGUUUUGAUUUCCGCCGGCAUCGGGCGGGGCGCGGCACGGUUGGCAGUGCAGCCUGCGAGCAGCAUGGCCGCCACCUGCCCCCUCCGCCCUCUCGCCAGCUCAACUACAUCCAGGUGGACUUGGAGGCUGGAGCCUCGAGUUGCCCAGGACACGGCGGGGGUGGAGCUCAAGUGCCACAGAGACCGCCUCCAAUGAAGCGCGGCAUGGCUGCUGCCCCGGUAAUGCCUCCCUCCCGCCGUGGUGAGUGUUAUGCUGUGAUCGACCUGCAGAAAACCGCAGCCAUGUCCAAUCUGCAGAAAGCCCUGCCUCGUGAUGAUGGCACGUCCCGAAAGACCCGCCACAACAGCACCGACCUGCCUCUGUGAGACAAAAUGAGCGAUAAAGAG